AUGUAUCAUUAUGAUAAAUGUUUUCCACACAGAAUGAGUAAUGAAACUGAAAAAAAUUUCAACCUACCAGUCAAUGCAAGGAAAAAGUGUGCUCCGAAGACAAGAAGAAAUUUUAGCUCAUCAAGCACUAACCCAGGCUACUUAAAUAACAGUAGAAGUCAGCAGAUGAUGCAGCAUCUACAGCAGCAGCAGGGAGACCAACCUCAACUGCUGUCUCCUCAACUACAUCACCAGAUGCCUUACCCACUGUUUUCUUCACCAGCACCAUUUCUCCCCUUUGGACCAAUGUCUUUGUCUG
This is a messenger RNA of Candidula unifasciata, 298 nucleotides long. The record is from the annotation of a GenBank genome assembly. NCBI's taxonomy places the organism in Eukaryota, Metazoa, Mollusca, Gastropoda, Stylommatophora, Geomitridae.